GGAGUAGGAAAUUGUGCCAUUAGCUCCAUCACCUCCAUGUGUGUACGAUGAUUGAGCAGAGUACUUAAGAUCGGAUCAGAUUCAUAAUUACGAAUGGCUUCUUCAUCUCCAGCAAUAAGCAGCCGGCUUGAAAAGGCGGGGGACAAAUACAGGUCCAUCCUUGCACAUGAAUCAUCGGAAAACAUCCACUGGAGGCACGGCGCUCCUCCCAUCUAUCACCACGUUAACAAGCUCUUUGAAGAUGGCAGAACACAAGUAUGGGCAAAGGGAUCAUUGGAAGAGACGGUUCAAAAUGCAGUGAAGUCGUGGGAAAUGGAGCUUUCUCACAAGACUCGAAUCCAAGAUUUCAAAACUAUUAAUCCACACAAAUUCAAGCUCUUCGUUAAUGGUAUGUAUGUAUGUAUCUACGCAUUAUUUCAUACGGAUAGUAAAAAUAUAUACUUGUAACAAGUUUAAAAUACUCUUUUUAUACUAAAAUAAAGUCAAAAUUAUUACUGUUAUAGUCGGUUAUAUAGUACUGGUAAUACAAUUGUGAAGAAUGCAAUUAAUGGUCAAUUUGAACAAACUUUGACUUCAAAAAGCAAUCUAUGAAUUUAUCUGCAGGUUGAAGGAGUAGGUAAUUUACCAUAAGUCCAUAACAAAGAAGCAUAUGGGUGAACAUGUUAAUUACCACAUAUUUCUGAUUUGAUUUGUGAUUAAUUAAGACAUUUAUUGAGUUAGUUAUUUUGGAUAAGUACUUCAAUACAUAUAUGGUAUACAGGUAUUUAUUAAACAAAUGCUUGCAUAUGUUUAUUAUUACGCUUACUAGUUACUACUACUAUAUGAUUAAAUUACUACUCCCAAAAUGAUGGUGUUGUAUUUCCUAUUUGGGAUGUCCCAAAAUGAUAGUCUUGUUUCAUUUUUUGGUAAGAAAAUUAAAGUAGAUUACCAUUUAUACCCUUACUUUUUAUGAACAGUAAAAGUAAAUGAAUGAACAAUGCAAUAAAGUAAUGUUAUAUGAGUCAUUCUACCAUACUUUCUUAAUAUUUGAACCCAAAAAGUAUAGGUCCAUCAAUUUGGGACGGAAGGGUAUAUGGUUAAAUUGUAAAAAACCAAAAUACAUUUUAUUUAGGUUUUUUAGAUAUUUAUUACUCCGUAUUACUUAUUUAUUACUUUUCCGUAACAUUCGUAUUCUCUCACUUUCU
Cuscuta europaea is the source of this 1184-nucleotide messenger RNA. Lineage: Eukaryota; Viridiplantae; Streptophyta; Magnoliopsida; Solanales; Convolvulaceae. The record is from the annotation of a GenBank genome assembly.